Molecule: messenger RNA, 893 nt
Organism: Striga asiatica
Lineage: Eukaryota; Viridiplantae; Streptophyta; Magnoliopsida; Lamiales; Orobanchaceae
Source: the annotation of a GenBank genome assembly
CAGAAUUAAAACAUACCCACAAGGUCCUUAUUUCAGUAUUAAUUGUACAUAACUGCACCAACUUGACCGAAAGCGAAUUGAAUCUUCCAGAGCCUUCGUCAUCGUCGUCAACACCCUGCUAAAGUUCCCAAUAGGCGAUAGCUCGCAGAUCCCAUCUCCACAUAGCGCAGCGUAGUUAGUAAGCAGAGGGGGAAAAAGCAAAUAAAAGGAAUAGGUAAACGAUGUCGUAUUUGCUGCCGCACCUUCACUCAGGUUGGGCCGUCGAUCAGGCGAUCCUCGCCGAGGAGGAGCGCCUCGUCAUCAUCCGCUUCGGUCACGACUGGGACGAGACCUGCAUGCAGAUGGAUGAGGUGCUAGCUUCAGUAGCCGAGACCAUAAAGAACUUUGCCGUAAUAUACCUUGUGGACAUAACAGAGGUGCCCGAUUUCAACACGAUGUACGAACUGUACGACCCCUCGACUGUCAUGUUCUUCUUCAGGAACAAGCACAUAAUGAUUGAUCUUGGCACAGGAAACAACAACAAAAUUAACUGGGCCAUGAAAGACAAGCAGGAAUUCAUCGACAUUGUCGAGACUGUGUAUCGUGGGGCCAGGAAAGGUCGUGGUCUUGUCAUUGCUCCCAAAGAUUAUUCCACCAAGUACCGUUAUUGAGUUUUUGCAUUUAACUUUUGAGAAAGAAACUGAUAGCAUGGUUGAUUUAUGCUUGGGUGGUUUAUAUGUGAGGAUUAUUAUCUUGUGACAAAUUUGUGUGGUUCUUGUUGGUGAUUGUACUAUCUACAGAACUCAUUCGUAUGAAGCUUUUUUAACUUUGUAUUCUAAUAUUCUGACCUCACGUCAGUUCUGAAGAUUUUGAUCGAGAUUUAAGGUUCCAUGUUGAUAAAAUUUUGUUCGCCA